Messenger RNA from Hyposmocoma kahamanoa, 828 nucleotides. RefSeq lists its product as uncharacterized. The record is from RefSeq and is a predicted model, not a curated record. Bases 145 to 771 code for a protein of 208 amino acids. The transcript is spliced from 5 exons. Lineage: Eukaryota; Metazoa; Arthropoda; Insecta; Lepidoptera; Cosmopterigidae.
CUGUGGAUUUCCAACCGCCUUGUUUAUGUGGAAGCCCAAAAAGCAUUUCCAGAAUAUUAUAGUGGGGGAAAGGCCCGUCAUCCUGAUGACGUAUUCCGUGGUAAUGAGCCUUCCGGAGCCAAAUAUGGGCACUGGGAGCGACGAAUGAUGAAGCUCCACUUAGUUCAUCUUACUAAAGAAAUUUACAAAGACGUUAUCUUGAAGAGAUCACACGCUCAAAAGUAUAUUAAAUUACACGAACAUAAAAUGUCCUUCAGGGCAGGCCUUAAUGCCGGCAGAAUUACCGAGUUUUUUAAGGACAUGUUGUGGACGUACGUUAAAGUGUCGAACAUCACUUUAGCCAAGACCUUUUUCUUGGACACAGACGAGAUGCAGGUUGCCUUCUCAUUCAUGCACGGUUUGUACAAUCAAAUAGCAUACGUACGACGCUUAGUGGAUAAAGAAGCAGAAGACGGAGAUUACGCGUUCUACCAAAGAGCAGAUCGGAGACGACAAAUAGCCUCAAUGCUUCGUCAACGAAGGCCCGGAAAUAACGGAAGCCGCGCAAAUCGCGAGAAUAACGAAAACCACGCGACUCGCAAAAGUCACGGAAAAUGGUCGCCCCACAUGCAUCCACAAUUUGACCCGUUGUUGAACCUGACAUACGAGGAUUGGCUGGUGAGAAAGUAUAAAACCAUGAUAAAGGAUCCUAUGUUUAAGAAUAAAAGCAGCAGUUUCGCUUUCGAACCGAUUGACGAUUGGACGCUGAAAGAGACAUUUAACUUAAAUUAAUAUAUCCCGUGUGGUAUGUAGAAAAUAAAGGUACGCUGCGGCUCGUUCGCUUCCCGC